Molecule: messenger RNA, 742 nt
Organism: Elaeis guineensis (African oil palm)
Lineage: Eukaryota; Viridiplantae; Streptophyta; Magnoliopsida; Arecales; Arecaceae
Product: heavy metal-associated isoprenylated plant protein 16
Molecular function (GO): metal ion binding
Source: RefSeq, a predicted model, not a curated record
GUGUUCUAGUUCACCCAUCGUUUCUAGGCCAACCAUAUUGUGUUAUCCCAGUUCACUCCCGACGGCCUUAGCUAUGGCUCUAUAUAUAGAGAGGAUAAUUGAUUAGAUUAGUUUCAGGCCCCUUAGACAUCACCAAGCACCAAACAAAAUAUUCUGAGGCGUCUGGCCAACUGUUUAAUAUAUGGGGAAGCAAAAGGUGGUGAUAAGGCUUUCCAUGGUAGAUGCAAAGAAGCGCUCCAAGGCCCUCAAAAUUGUGGUUGGAUUGGAUGGUGUAACAUCUGCAAGUGUAGAUGGUAACGAGAAGGACCAAAUUGUAGUCGUUGGUGAUGGGAUCGACUCAUUCGCGCUGGUAAGAAAGCUAAGGAAGCGAAUGAAAUAUGCAGAGUUGGUUAGCGUGGCACCGGAGGAUGAGAAGAAAGAGGAAGCCAAGCCCAAGGAUAUUGAGCUCAUAGGUUGGCCCCGCCCAAAUAUAUAUUACGACGUUCGUACUAUAAAUGAUGACCCUUGGUGUUGCAUCAUGUAGAAUUCUGGCCAUCUUAAUAUGCUGCACGUUUGGGUGUUUAGAUGGGAUGGUUGAUGAACAAUUUGGUUAGUCGUGGAAGAAAAUUUUCUUUCCUUUAGUUGAUUUAGGUUGAAAGGAGGCCAAGCGCAUGCGUUGGUGGUUUAGGUGGGGCUUGUAUUGUCAGAUGUAACUCGGAUAUACUACUAUAAAUAUAGUCUAUGGUGAUGAAAUUUUAGCAAC